AUGACCCAAGUUGAUGAGAAGAUAAUGGAAGCAAGAAUUAGUGAAGCCGUUGCAUCCUCCCUGAUGAAAAGACUGCAGGAGCUGAUCCGUAACACAAUGGAUUUCAGGAAGUUUGACCCUCGCUCCUUUGAUGGAUCGUUGGGGGAUCCCACUAAAGCAGAGAUGUGGUUGUCAUCAAUUAAGACGAUUUUCCAUUUUAUGAGGUGCUCGGAAGAGCACAAUCUCCAAUGUGCAGUAUUCAUGCUGACUGGCAAUGUAGAGAUUUGGUGGCGUUCAGCAGAGAAAAUGAUUGAUACUUGUGAGGAACUUGCAACCUGGGAGAAGUUCAAGGAGCAUUUUUAUGAGAAGUAUUUUUCGGCCAACACCCGGUACAACAAGCAGGCAGAGUUCUUGAACUUUAAACAAGGAGUUAUGUUAGUAAAGGAAUAUGAGCAGGAAUUUGAUAAGUUGUCCCACUUUGCUCCUAAGCUAGUAGCCACCAAGGCAGCAAGGACAAAGAGGUUCAUCCAGGGUCUGAGGAGCAGACUGCGAGGUAUGGUACAUGCCUUGGACCUCAAGAUGUAUGUUGCGGCACUUCGGGCUGCCUGA
Molecule: messenger RNA, 588 nt
Organism: Benincasa hispida (wax gourd)
Lineage: Eukaryota; Viridiplantae; Streptophyta; Magnoliopsida; Cucurbitales; Cucurbitaceae
Source: RefSeq, a predicted model, not a curated record